This is a messenger RNA of Plectropomus leopardus (leopard coralgrouper), 2346 nucleotides long. The record is from RefSeq and is a predicted model, not a curated record. NCBI's taxonomy places the organism in Eukaryota, Metazoa, Chordata, Actinopteri, Perciformes, Serranidae.
AUGGAGACCACCCUGUAUGAUGCUCCACUCGCCAACCAGAAGAGGAACGGCAGGUCUCUGUUGUGGCACCCCAUCCUGCUCCUGGUGAAGAAGGUCCAGCAGCACUGCCAGAGACUCUCUGUUCAGCCUAAAGUCUUGCCUGGUGUCACCCUGGCCAAAAAAUCUUUCCAGCACAAGAACAGCCAGGUUGAUCCUGCAUUUGUUGUGGAGGUGGACGCCCUGGACACUGGGGUGGGGGCGGUCCUUUCACAGAGAGAUCCUGAAACCCAGAAGCUUCAUCCUUGUGCGUUCUUCUCUCGUCGUCUCUCCUCAGCUGAAAGAAACUACGAUGUAGGUAACAGAGCUGUUGGCGGUGGCGUUAGCCUUGCAGGAGUAGAGGCACUGGCUGGAGGGUUCCGGCUUCUCAUCGUCCUCCUGCUGGCUUGCUGCACCCCCUGCCCAUCCCAAGUCGUCCCUGGUCCCACAUUGCCACUGACUUUGUCACAGGUGUGCAGGGCGUUCUGUAGGUUGGUGGGCACGGCAGUCAGCCUCUCCUCGGGAUACCACCCUCAGACCAAUGGCCAGACAGAGCUGGCCAACCAGGAUCUGGAGGCAGCUGCGCUAUGUCGCUGCCUAUCACCCUGCUCGGCCACCGUGACCUUGGCCCUCCGGCCGUUCCCCCUCCGCUCCCCUUGGCUCGUAGAUGGCCACCCAGCUUACACCACAUCCCGGAUUCUGGAUGUGCGGCCCCGAGGUCACUGUUUCCAGUUUCUGGUUGACUGGGAGGGUUACGGUCCAGAGGAGCGCUCCUGGGGGCUGGGCGUGGCUUCCGGACCUUCCUCUUCUCAACUCUAUACUUUGGUUUCUGCAUCUAAGCCAUCAACAUGCCUGCUAGACCCCAUCCCAACUAAGCUCCUUAAGGAAGUUUUACCUUUAUUAGACAACUUUUUAUUAGAUAUAAUCAACGCGUCUUUAUUGACAGGUUAUGUACCCCAGUCUUUUAAAGUAGCUGUCAUUAAACCUCUUCUAAAGAAGCCCACUCUCGAUCCUGAAAUUUUAGCUAACUAUAGACCGAUAUCUAAUCUCCCCUUUAUUUCUAAAAUCCUUGAGAGAGUGGUUGCUCAUCAGCUCUGUGACUUUCUCCGAGACAACAGUUUAUUCGAGGACUUUCAGUCAGGCUUUAGAGUUCAUCAUAGCACGGAGACGGCACUAGUAAAAAUUAAUAACGACUUAUUUAUCGCUUCUGACACAGGUCUGGUCUCUGUUUUAAUCCUAUUAGAUCUCAGUGCUGCAUUUGACACCAUUGACCAUCAAAUCUUACUGCACAGACUUGAAUCCUCAAUUGGCCUUAAAGGAACGUCACUAGCCUGGUUUAAGUCAUACUUAUCAGAUCGUUCCCAAUUUGUUCACAUCAAUGAUCAACCCUCCGCACAUACAAAGGUCUGCUUUGGAGUGCCACAAGGUUCGGUGCUUGGACCAAUCCUUUUCACUUUAUAUAUGCUUCCUCUAGGCAACAUAAUUAGAAAACAUUCCUUAAAUUUCCAUUGUUAUGCUGAUGAUACGCAAUUAUAUCUAUCUAUGAAACCAGAUGAAACUGAUCAGCUAUCUAGACUUCAAACAUGUCUUAAGGAUGUAAAAGCCUGGAUGAGCCGUAAUUUCCUGAUGUUGAAUUCAGACAAAACUGAAGUUAUUGUUCUUGGCCCAAAACACCUCAGAAGCUCCUUUUCCAACAAUUUAAUUUCUCUAGAUGGCAUUACCCUGGCCUCAAGCACAACUGUAAGGAACCUCGGAGUUUUAUUUGACCAGGAUUUAUCCUUUGCCUCCCAUAUAAAACAAACUUCAAGGACGGCUUUCUUUCACUUGCGUAACAUCGCAAAAAUUAGACAUAUCCUAUCCCAAACAGAUGCUGAAAAAUUAGUACAUGCAUUUGUCACCUCUAGGCUGGAUUACUGUAAUUCCCUAUUAUUUGGUUGCCCAAACAAAUCUCUUAGGUCUCUCCAACUGGUGCAGAACGCUGCUGCUCGUGUUUUAACGAGAAGCAAGAAAAGGGAUCAUAUUUCUCCUGUUUUAGCUUCUCUGCACUGGCUCCCUGUGAAAUCCAGGAUUGAAUUUAAAAUCCUCCUCCUUACUUACAAAGCUCUAAAUGGUCAGGCUCCAUCCUAUCUGUCACAGCUCAUAGUUCCUUACCAACCCUCAAGAUCACUGCGCUCUGAAAAUGCAGGGUUACUUGUGGUUCCCAAAAUUUCCAAAAGUAGGUUAGGAACCAGAGCCUUCAGCUACCAUGCUCCUCUCCUAUGGAACCAUCUUCCAUUUUCGGUCAGGGAGGCAGACACCGUUUCAACUUUUAAGGGUAGACUUAAGACCUUC